Messenger RNA from Ambispora gerdemannii, 242 nucleotides. The record is from the annotation of a GenBank genome assembly. NCBI's taxonomy places the organism in Eukaryota, Fungi, Glomeromycota, Glomeromycetes, Archaeosporales, Ambisporaceae.
UCAUUUGGUCGUGGACGUCGGGCAUGCAUAGGAAUCAACUUGGCUUACUGUAAUAUGCUUACAGUUAUAGGUUAUACAUUAGCAAUCUUUGACCUUGAAUUAGAAAAAGACCUACUUGCUAAUGAACCGAUAAAGAUUAACCUUGAUGCAGGAAAAGGUCACGAUCUCGAUUAUCUUCCACCAGAAUAUAAGAUAAUUUUUAAAGUUCGUGAUGGAGUAGAUAUUAAGACAGCUUUAGCGAA